Molecule: messenger RNA, 2542 nt
Organism: Dermacentor albipictus
Lineage: Eukaryota; Metazoa; Arthropoda; Arachnida; Ixodida; Ixodidae
Product: BOS complex subunit ncln
Biological process (GO): regulation of signal transduction
Cellular component (GO): endoplasmic reticulum membrane
Source: RefSeq, a predicted model, not a curated record
GUGCUGCGGUGCUCGUUACGGAGGGGUUUUGGUCCAACUUUUCAUUAGUUCAUCCUGCAGAGUGCAUUAGGUGUUUGUCGGUCUCUACUUUCCUGAUUCUCUAUAAAAAUAGAACUGCUGCUUCAAGAUGUAUUUGGACGGAGCUGAAGGGGUCUUCGAGUUCUUGCGAGGCAACCUGCCUUUUUACGUAAUCGUUUUUGUGCCGCUUCUCAUCGUCAUCUCGCCGGUCACCCCCGUGCUCGGAUCGCACGAGUUCACCGUAUAUCGCAUGCAGCACUACGACCUGCAGGGAACUGUUCACGGGUCUAGGAGUUCUGUUGUGAACACUGAAGCUAGAACAUUACAUUCGUCAUCUUACCACAGAAAAGUUGUCAUAGCACGGCUUGCUGACCUCACUCAUGGGCAGUUCAAUGAGGUGAUCCAGCAAGGGGCAGCUGGUGUUCUUAUAUUCUUGCCACAAAACUUCAGUGAUGUUUCUCCUGAUAAGCUAAAGGCUUUAAUGGAGCUUGAACAUGCACUACAAGAGGAUGCUGUGCCUGUGCCUGUAUACUUUGCAUAUGAAACAGACGAGUUGAAAGACAUGUACAAAAGUGUCCAGAGGACAUCUGAUAAUGGCAGAACGACCAGUGUCGCACAAGAGCUGUGGGGCAUGCUGAAGGCAAGUGGAUUUCAGCUGGUGGUCUUGGGAAGUCAGGCCAAAGUAAUUCCUGACAUUCAGCUUUCGAAUAUUCAGGGAAAGCUCUCUGGAUUUGGUGUUGAAGAGCAGCUGCCAACAGGUGUUAUUGUGGCUCACUACGAUGCAUUUGGAAUUAGUCCGGCAUUGUCCUUUGGUGCAGACUCCAACGGCAGUGGGGUUGCUGCCCUUCUUGAACUGGCCCGCCUUUUCUCAAGGUUGUACACUAACUCUAGGACGCAUCCACAGUUCAAUCUUGUUUUUCUGAUUUCUGCUGGAGGCAAGUUCAACUAUCACGGAACGAAGAAAUGGAUAGAGGACAACAUUGACAGCACAGAGGGAAGCCUCCUGGCUGACUCAUUGUUCACAAUGUGCUUAGACUCUCUCGGAAGCGGAGAUGACCUAUACGUUCAUGUGUCAAAGCCUCCAAAGGAAGGCAGCACAACCUCCAACUUGUUCAAUGAGCUGCAGCGAGUGUCAUCAAUCCUUUCGCCUGCUAUGCGGGUAUCGAUGGUGCACAAGAAAAUCAACUUGGCAGAUGAAACUUUGGCCUGGGAGCAUGAGCGCUUCAGCAUGCGUCGCCUGCCAGCGUUCACUGUCUCACAUCUUCCCAGCCAUCGGUCACCGAGCCGCAGUUCCAUUUUCGACACACGUGACAAGGUUGAGAAAACCAAGUUGGCUCGGAAUGUGAAGGUGAUUGCUGAAGCCUUGGCUCGCAUCCUCUACAAUGUGACGGACAACGAAUCAAGUCUUGAAGUCUUCCGUGAUAGCCUGGGGCUACAGGAGGACUACCUCAGUGCCUGGGUUGACACACUGUCAAGUGAACCACGAGGUGCCCAGCUAAUGGCAAAGGGCAAAGCACCUUUGGUCUCCAUGCUGGAGCAAGGACUCUCACGGCACCUCAAGGAAGUGCGUCUGUCGGCCUUUCGGCCGGACAAGAGAGAUCCUGAAGUUGUCUUUUAUGACACUCCAGUUGCUGUCAUGAACGCAUACAGUGUCAAGCCUGCUGUGUUUGACUUGUUCCUGGCAGCAAUUAUUGGUGCCUACCUGGGAACUGUGUACCUUGUCAUUGUGAACUUCCACCAUGUACAAAGGGUUGUGGGCCUGUUUUCCCAACCAAGGGCGAAGGUGAAUUAAGUGUCAACUACCGACCCACUCAGUUCCAAUGCUGCUCUUCCAUUCUUGCCUGCCACCUUCAUCACAUAGACUGCUUAGAAAAAGACCAGUGUCAACGAUGGUGACUUCCUUCAGAAACUUUUCAUGCUUGAGGACAUGCCUGUGUGUUCACCACUUGAUCGGUACAGUUGAUCGGUACCUGUUGAAGCACCUCACUGUGUCGCACUAUCGUAUCUCCAUUGCCUUUCUCGGUCUUUCGCUUCUCAUUUUGUGUCUUAGCAGCUGCCAUACACACGUUAGUAGGGUCUAAUGAAAUGGCAAAGAUGAUUGUCUGUCUUGGACAGAACCCUGAAUUGUGCCACACUCGACACUGUGUUGUGCGUAAAUGGUUUUGAUGGUGUCGUAGGCAGUGCUGCCUUUUGCAGCAACCCAUCAUGCCUUUUCAUUGAUGUGGUAGUUGUAGCUCAUGCUGUUUUUCCUCUGUGUGUGCUGUCUGGUUGUAAAUAGUAAUGUAAUGUAUAUACAUAAAUUUUUUGCACGCGUAGGAGGUACCUUGUGGUAAACGACAAAACAGUGGGACCCAAAGGUAGACUGUCGAAAAGGCUCGUUGAUACUGCAUAGUUUGGACUUAAUAGAUGCAAAGUCCAUUUGUUUGUUGCCUCAGGAGUUGUGAAACAACUGUCAUUGUUUCAUUUUUUUUAAUCAUUUUGUGACUGUCAUACGUACUGGUUAUUAAAUUGCUCUGAAUGUUGC